Messenger RNA from Nelumbo nucifera (sacred lotus), 1544 nucleotides. Its product is annotated as AT-hook motif nuclear-localized protein 1-like. Gene Ontology annotation, molecular function: minor groove of adenine-thymine-rich DNA binding. The record is from RefSeq and is a predicted model, not a curated record. NCBI's taxonomy places the organism in Eukaryota, Viridiplantae, Streptophyta, Magnoliopsida, Proteales, Nelumbonaceae.
AGUUGGUUUUUAGUUUACUUCUAACAAAUUGGUUCUGGCGCGAGUUGCAGAGGAACGUUCAGAUUUCAAAAAAGAAAUGCUGCUUCUCAUUUCUCCAUUCCCUUCUUCCCUUCCUGCUCUUUGAUUCUCAGCUUCAAUUCUGAUCUUAUUAUCCUUUGUUUCACCUAGUAGUUUCUCUUCUAGCUUGACUUUGUUUAAAGAUAAUAGAAGUACAUGCAUGGAAGGGAGAGAGAGCACUGUCUCUGGCUCUCCGGCUAACACUAACGCGGAGGCUGAGUCUCCGGUGAGUGGAGGCGAACCAGGAGCGGGAGCGGUGGGAGCUUCGCAAGGUGGGGUGGUGCCACAAGUGAUGAACAUGGCAGUAAGCAUGAGUAUGGAGAGAAGCCUUGGAGGAGGAGCUGUAGGGAUGGACAUGCUGGGCAAAAAGAAGAGAGGGAGACCAAGGAAGUAUGGCUCGGACGGGAGCAUAGCUUUGGCUCUCUCACCGGGCUACUCUUCAUCUCCCUCCGACUUUUCUAAGCGGAAUAGAGGGCGGCCACCGGGUUCCGGCAACCGGCAAAUACUUGCUUCUUUAGGUGAGCUGAUUGCAAAUACGGCUGGAGGAAGCUUCACACCACAUGUGAUUACCAUAAAUACAGGGGAGGAUGUUGCAGCAAGGAUAUUCUCAUUUUCUCACAAGGGUCCUCGGGCCAUUUGCAUUCUCUCAGCCAAUGGAGCUGUUUCGAAUGUUACAAUUCGCCAGCCUGGUUCUUCUGGUGGUAUUUUGACAUACGAGGGCCGCUUCGAGAUAUUGUCCUUGACUGGGUCCUAUGCAAUCACUGACAUUGGUGGUGGAAUACGUGGUAGAACUGGUGGAAUAAGUGUUUCACUGGCAGGUCCUGAUGGACGUGUGAUUGGUGGGGGAGUAGCAGGUUUAUUAAUGGCUGCUAGCCCAAUCCAGGUUGUGGUGGGGAGCUUCAUGCCAAACAGUUACAAAGCCCACAAGCGGAGGCACCUUCUAGAACCUUCAAUGGUUUCCCCAGUUCCAGGUGGCCCAGAUGUUGUCACAGCAGCAAGACCGAUCUCUCAAGUAAUACCUGAUGAUGAUACCUGUGUCACCCCAACAUCUACAUUACCAGAACAAAGCCAUGGAGAAGCAGAGAACAGUGUGAGCAGUAACCCGACCACAAACUCUACUUUCCGAAGUGGUGGUUGGCAUGGCUCUGAGUCAACCUUGGAACAGAAACAAUCUCCAGACAUUAAUGUGUCUGUUCCAGGGGAAUAGCACAUGAAGGAUGGUUUUUCUCAUGGGCUAGGUGCUUCUGGAGGCUGGAAGAACAGGUAAAUGAGGCUUGCUAGAAGUACAUUUUAUCAUUGUUGUAACAUUUCUGCCAAAGUCUCCAAAACUAAAGAGAACUUGUUGUGAUUUUCUUAUUGAUUCUGUUUUCCAUCUAUGACAUGAAGGGGUUCCUGCUUAGAGAAUUGAAGAGUAUAUGUGCAUGGAAAAUUUGAUGCUAAUGGACAUUAAUACCAGAAAUUUGCAAAAUUUUGAUGGAAAUAUUCUA